CGGCCGAGCCGGAGCGGCCGAGCAGGAAACGUGCGGAACGAGGCGUCGGGCAGCGCCCUCGCCGCCCAGAGGGUGGGGCGAAGCGGAAGGUCCCGGAGGGAAGCUGACGUGUCCUGCGGCGGCAGUCAGGCUGCGCAUGCGCGCUGCUCUCGGGUCCGUGGCCGCCGGGCGGGCCCGUGGUUCCCCCGCAGCAGCCAUGGCGGCAGAGGUGGAGGCGGCUGGGGAGGGCCCGUCCGUGCUGUUCCUGCACCCGGACCUGGGGCUGGGCGGGGCGGAGCGGCUGGUGGUGGACGCGGCGCUGGCGCUGCAGGCGCGGGGCUGCCGGGUGCAGAUCUGGACGGCGCACUACGAUGCUGCGCGCUGCUUCGCGGAGACGCGGGGCCUGGCGGUGCGGCAGGCGGGCGGGUGGCUGCCGCGCAGCCUGUGGGGCCGCGGGCACGCCCUGUGCGCCGCCCUGCGCAUGGCCUUCGUGGCGCUGUACGUCCUGCUGCUCAGCGGAGAGCACGCCGACGCCUUCGUCUGCGACCAGGUGUCUGCUUGCAUUCCUGUGCUUAGACUGGCCAGAAUUCGUAAGAAGGUUUUGUUUUACUGUCAUUUUCCUGAUCAGCUUCUGACCAAGAGAGAAUCUUUCCUGAAGCGCAUUUACAGAUUACCGCUUGACUGGCUGGAAGAGUUCACGACUGGCAUGGCAGACUGUAUUGUUGUGAACAGCAAGUUCACUGCCAGUGUGUUCAAGGACACGUUUAAGUCCUUAUCUCACAUAAGCCCAGACGUCCUCUACCCAUCACUCAACAUCAGUAGCUUUGAAACAAUAGUUCCUGCGGACAUAGCUGACCUCAUACCCAAAAAGAAAAAGUUCUUGUUUCUUUCCAUUAAUAGAUACGAGAGAAAAAAGAAUCUAUCAUUGGCUCUGGAAGCUUUGCAUGAGCUUCGAGGAAGACUUGAUUCUCAUGAGUGGAAUGAAGUUCACCUGGUUAUGGCAGGUGGUUAUGAUAAACGGGUUCUGGAAAACGUGGAGCACUAUGAAGAGCUGAGGAGCCUUGCAACCAAGCUUAAAGUUAACGACCACGUCACUUUUCUGAGAUCGUUCUCAGAUGAACAGAAAAUCUCUCUUUUUAGUAACUCUGUAUGUGUACUUUAUACACCGAGCAAUGAACAUUUUGGCAUUGUUCCUCUGGAGGCAAUGUAUAUGAGAUGCCCAGUUAUAGCAGUUAAUUCAGGUGGUCCUUUAGAAUCAGUCUUGCAUAACGUUACAGGAUUUUUGUGUGAUCCUCUGCCAACGCAAUUCUCUGAGGCCAUGGAAAAAAUUGUGAGAGAUCCUCUCUUAAAGGACACAAUGGGAGCAGCUGGGAGAGACAGAGUUAUGGAAAAAUUUUCUUCAGAAGCAUUUGCAGAACAGCUGUACCAAUAUAUAUGCAGAUUAACACAAUAAAAUUGUAUUCCUGUGUUAUAUUUUACAGCUUUGUUUCUCUCAUUUGUAGAGGGGAUCAGUGUUCAAUGUGACUGUGAUGCAGAACUAGGAACAUCUGAAUUUCCUCAUUUUGCUUCUUUUGCUGCCUUAUGUCAUUCGAUACAAAAAAUGAGCAAAAAGUGUCCCACUGUCUUAUUAGAAGGGUAAAAUUUUCAUGCGGUAGGCUGAUCCGCCAUUGUCGGAGUUCUGUUGUGUACUGUGCCUUGGAAAAAUGCAUAAUUAAAUGGCAGUAACUCACAAGGACAUAAUUGCACAUUUUCCUUUAAUUCUGUAUGAUAUAGCUAACUCAGAUUACAAAAUGCAGUUUUGUACAGAUAAGGACAACUUUAUUUUUUAUUUGAAAUCAUCAGUAAUGUGUAGAGUUAUCUCAGCUGUGGUAUGGAGAGAGUUGCACAAUCCAACCAACUGCAUGUUUAAAAAAAAUCAUCAUGGAUAUGAAUGGCAUGGUUUUAAAAUAAAUGACCUUCUUCUGUA
Messenger RNA from Columba livia (rock pigeon), 1945 nucleotides. It is a transcript of the gene ALG2, whose product is annotated as ALG2 alpha-1,3/1,6-mannosyltransferase. The transcript is spliced from 2 exons. The coding region runs from base 137 to 1432 and encodes 431 amino acids. Lineage: Eukaryota; Metazoa; Chordata; Aves; Columbiformes; Columbidae. The record is from RefSeq and is a predicted model, not a curated record. Gene Ontology annotation, cellular component: endomembrane system. Gene Ontology annotation, molecular function: GDP-Man:Man(1)GlcNAc(2)-PP-Dol alpha-1,3-mannosyltransferase activity; alpha-1,3-mannosyltransferase activity.